This is a messenger RNA of Setaria italica (foxtail millet), 1854 nucleotides long. RefSeq lists its product as uncharacterized. The record is from RefSeq and is a predicted model, not a curated record. The coding region runs from base 1 to 1854 and encodes 617 amino acids. The transcript is spliced from 3 exons. Lineage: Eukaryota; Viridiplantae; Streptophyta; Magnoliopsida; Poales; Poaceae.
AUGGCGCUUAUGAUGUCAUCUGUACAUGAAGCGGCGGCCGCUCCAGUGGCGGGGGCGUCGGCCGAGGCCGAGGCCGCGCUGCUGGAGCGGCACGCGGCGCAGCUCGCGAGGCUGGAGGAGCUCGCGGAGUCGCUCGACAGGUCCGUCCGCGCGCUUGAGUCCGCGCUCGCCAGAUCCGCGGACCCGGAUCCCCCGCCGCCGGGCGCCGCCUCGGCGGCCGUCGGGGACCGUCGCGCCCCGCAGGGGGUGGCGGUCACCAAGCGCCGGCCCGUCUGGUCCGAGCGGUUCCACUUCGCGGCGGCCGCGCGGCUCGGGGAGGGCGCGUACGCCGCGGCGGCGGCCGCGCUGCCCUACGAGGACGCCGACGGUCUCACCAAGUACUUCGCCGUGGGGGACUCCCGCGGCCGCGUCUUCCUCGAGGCCGCCGCCUCCGGCGAGUCCCGGGUCACCGCGCUCCUCGCCUACCUCUCGCCGCGCCGCACCGACUGCCUCCUCUUCACCGGCCACGCCGACGGCUCCAUCGCCGCGCACCGCCUCAUCGAGUCGUCCCCGCACGGCGACGACUGGCUCACCCUCGCCGCAGCGUCCUCCCGCCUCCUUGUCCGCGGCAUCGACGCCGCCCCCGUCGCCCACCUCGAGGCCCACCACGCCGGCCGCGCGCGCUACGUGCUCUCCUGCGACGCCGGCGGUCGCAUCCGCGUCUUCACAGAGAACGGUACGCUCUACGGCACCGCCAUCUCCUCGUCGACCCCUCUCGCCUUUGUGAAGCAGCGCCUCCUCUUCCUCACCGAGGAUGGAGCUGCCUCCCUCGACCUCCGCUCCAUGUCCGUCCGGGAGACGCCUUGUGAGGGCCUUGCUGAAGCGCUCAAUGGCACCAGCGUCAAGGCCUACUCUUUUGACCCCUCUGAGCGAUUCAAGGCCUAUGGCUUCACUGAAGCUGGCGACCUCGUGCAUGUCUUGCUGCUUGGUGAUGUUUCCAGCCUCAAAUGCCGGGUUCGUGCUGUCAAGAAGGCUGAGAUUGACAGCCCCGUUGCAAUACAGACGGUCAAGGGUUAUCUCUUGGUGGCGAGCCAUGAUAAGAUCCUUGUGUACAACACCUCAUCUCAGUAUUAUGGGAGGGUCGGUGCACCACGGCCGUUGUUUGCCACAACCAUCAAGGACAUCAAAUCUGUGUUUGCGGGUUCUGGUGGUGUGCUGCCCUCCGCACCAGCUGGGAAGCCUGUUAUCGCAGUGGACCGGGAGAAGCUGGUGAUCUUGGGUCUUGGGGAUGGCCACAUUGCCAUCUAUCGGUCCAACUUCCCGGUGUACAAGCCAGAGAGCAAUGCUGUAGUGUGGAGUGGUCCGGCACUGCUUUUCCUCCUGUUCUUGAUUGGCAUCUGGCAAGUAUAUGUGAAAAAGAAGGAUUCCUUGGGGUGGACACCGGAGGAGACGUUUAACACCUCUGUAACAGCUCCAACAGGGAGCCUUCUGAAUCAUCCUACUAGUGACAGAGCCUUUGCAGAUAGCACAGCAAGAACUAGUGAUCGCGGCUAUGUAGAUGGAACAGCAAGAGCCAGUGAUAGAAGCUAUGUGGAUUCCAAUACAAGAACCACGGACCGAGGUUAUGCUGAUGCUACUAGGGCCGUGGAUCUGCGGGGCGGGGCGUUGAGGAGCGCUCCAAGAAGGUACGUGUCCCCUACUAGAUAUGCAGGGACAUCCGGAAUUCAAUACCGGCCUGCUUCGGCUGAACCUGGUCUUAGGGGUACUUCGGAGCUGAAGUACCGAGGCCCAGGUAUGGAGCCCCCUGGUUUCCCCAAGAAAAGGGACACAUUGUUCUCAAACAACCAGGCUGUAGUAGAUGAUCAUGUUGAUUGA